GCCCCGCCCCGUGGGGCGCCGCGGGCGGGUCUCAGCAGAGCCCUCUGCGCCAGCGAGCUGCAGGUGCCGCCCCCGACACACAGUGUCCCGCCCAAGCUGAUCUGCGUCUGUCGGUCUGUGCGUGCGUGCGCCUCGUCGGUCCGCGUGUGGCUGGCCGAGCGCCCCCUUCCUCUGCGGCCAUGACUUCGCCGCCGCCCCCGCCCCCAGGCCCGGACCCCGGGGCAGACUCCACCGCGGACCCAUGCCCAGGGCCUGGAUCACUGGUCGUCCUGUUCGGGGCCACAGCCGGUGCGCUGGGGCCAGACUUGGGCUCCGACGAGACUGACUUAAUCCUUCUAGUCUGGCAAGUGGUGGAGCCGCAAAGCCGCCAGGUGGGGACGCUGCACAAGUCGCUGGUUCGCGCCGAGGCGGCAGCGCUGAGUCCGCAGUGCCAGGAGGCAAGCGGCCUGAGUGCCGACAGCCUGGCUCGGGCCGAGCCGCUGGACAAGGUGCUGCAGCAGUUCUCCCAGCUGGUGAGCAGGGAUGUGGCUCUGCUGGGCGGGGGCCCCUACGUGCUCUGCACUGAUGGGCAGCAGCUGUUGCGACAGGUUCUGCACCCUGAGGCCUCCAGGAAGAACCUGGUCCUCCCCGACACCUUCUUCUCCUACUACGACCUCCGCAGAGAGUUCCACAUGCAGCACCCAAGCCUGAGCCCUGCCAAGGACCUCACCGUGGCCACCAUGGCACAGGACUUGGGACUGGAGACAGAUGCCACAGAGGAUGACUUUGGGGUCUGGGAAGUGAAGACAAUGGUAGCUGUCAUCCUCCACCUGCUCAAAGGGCCUAGCAGUCCACUGUUUUUGAAGCCCGAGGUGAUCAAGCAGAAAUAUGAGACGGGGCCUUGCAGCAAGGCUGAUGUGGUGGACAGUGAGACUGUGGUACGGGCCCGUGGGUUGCCCUGGCAGUCAUCAGACCAGGACGUGGCUCGCUUCUUCAAAGGGCUCAACAUUGCCAGGGGUGGUGUAGCGCUCUGCCUCAAUGCCCAGGGUCGCAGAAAUGGUGAGGCCCUCAUCCGCUUUGUGGACAGCGAGCAGCGGGACCUAGCGCUGCAGAGACACAAGCACCACAUGGGCGUCCGCUAUAUUGAGGUAUAUAAAGCCACAGGGGAGGAGUUUGUAAAGAUCGCAGGGGGCACAUCACUAGAGGUGGCUCGUUUCCUGUCACGGGAAGACCAAGUGAUCCUGCGGCUGCGGGGACUGCCCUUCUCGGCUGGGCCAACAGACGUGCUAGGCUUCCUGGGGCCAGAGUGCCCAGUGACUGGAGGUGCUGAUGGGCUGCUCUUUGUGCGCCACCCUGAUGGCCGGCCAACUGGUGAUGCCUUUGCCCUCUUUGCCUGUGAGGAGCUGGCACAGGCUGCGCUACGCAGGCACAAGAGCAUGCUGGGUAAGCGAUACAUUGAACUCUUCCGGAGCACUGCAGCUGAGGUGCAGCAGGUCCUGAACCGCUAUGCAUCCAGUCCACUUCUUCCCACACUGACUGCCCCACUGCUGCCCAUCCCCUUCCCACUGGCAGCUGGGACCGGGAGGGACUGUGUACGCCUUCGAGGCCUGCCCUACACAGCCACCAUUGAAGACAUCUUGAGCUUUCUGGGGGAGGCAGCAGCAGACAUCCGGCCCCACGGUGUGCACAUGGUGCUCAACCAGCAGGGCCGGCCAUCAGGCGAUGCCUUCAUCCAGAUGACGUCAGCAGAGCGGGCCCUAGCUGCUGCUCAGCGUUGCCAUAAGAAGGUGAUGAAGGAACGCUACGUGGAGGUGGUCCCCUGCUCCACAGAGGAGAUGAGCCGUGUGCUGAUAGGGGGCACCUUGGGCCGCAGUGGCAUGUCCCCUCCGCCCUGCAAGCUGCCCUGCCUCUCGCCACCCACCUAUGCCACCUUCCAGGCCACCCCAACCCUCAUUCCCACUGAGACGGCAGCUCUGUAUCCCUCUUCGGCACUGCUCUCAGCUGCAAGGGUGCCUGCUGCCCCCAGCCCUGUUGCCUACUACCCAGGGCCAGCCACUCAACUCUACAUGAACUACACAGCCUACUACCCAAGCCCCCCAGUCUCCCCUACCACUGUGGCCUACCUCACUACGUCCCCUGCUGCCCUGGCCUCUGCUCCCACCUCAGUGUUGUCCCAGCCAGGAGCCCUGGUCCGCAUGCAGGGUGUCCCAUACACAGGUGGUAUGAAGGAUCUGCUCAGCGUCUUCCAGGCCUACCAGCUAGCCCCUGAUGACUACACCAGUCUGAUUCCUGUUGGUGACCCUCCUCGCACUGUGUUACAAGCCCCCAAGGAGUGGGUGUGUUUGUAGGUGAAGAAGCCAGGAGGGUAGGGAGGCAGACCAGCCCCCACCCUCAGGAUACCUGGAUCUCAGAGACCAUGUUGUGCCAGGUGGUCCCACCUAAGGAUGCUAGCCCCCCUCCAGCACAAGGAAUAUCAGAUGGCAGAACCAGCAAGCUAUUUUGAUGGACUAUGCUGCAGUAUCCCCAGAGGACACUAGGGGGCAGGAGGCCCCCACACAAAAACUCAGGCUUGAAUUUUAAAGGGGACUUUCUGCCAACUUUUCAUGCACACCUUGGGAGGGGACUAGUUGUCCAGAACCAAGAAGACACUGUGGAAUGUCCUUUGCACCUAUUAAAGGGUGCAGAACUGAAGCCUCGGAAGGAAUCUGGAAUUCUAUCCUCGCCAUAAAAUAAAAGUUCCUGACCAAGUGGACUUUUUAAAAGCUGCAAUAUCCUUAGCUACCCAGAGUGAGGGGUUCUACACCAGCCCCAGGUGGUGGAAAACUCAGACAGAUUAAGGAGACUGUUGAUCUGUCACCAUUUAUUAUUUCAGCACUAUUAACUGUGGAGCCUAAACUGCUGGCUCUUCUUCCCUUUGUAUUAAUAUUUGUGUAAGGAGCAUUGCACUCCUAUAAAAGGUUUUGAAAUACAAAAUGUACAAGAAAACACAAUCCCAAAUGCUGUAAACAUAACUGAGAACCAGUUCCUUUACUAAACAUCCAUUUUAUAAAAUACAGGGUUUCAACUGAGCCCAUGUGAGCCUUAAAGAUCUGUUCUGAAUAUCAAAAAUAGGGCUUCACAGCCAGGCCCAGGAGAGGUCUGGUGAUAGUGGCCGGCUCUGGGUAGGCUGGUUUGCAACUCGGGCAGCAGCACCACGCAUGAACCCGAAGACAUCUGUUCCUUUUAAAACUGUGUUCAGCCAUGUUUCUCUGUCCAUCUCUAGUAAGCAGAAGGCUGCUCAUUCUAUUCCUCAACCCAAGAUCUAGCACGGGUUGCAGAAGGAAGGGGUGCAUGCUGCUACUAGAAAUCAUUUGCAUAGUACAAUGGAUGUGUGCUUUAAUACCACUUGUUGCACAAAAACUUAAGUCUUUAUCUACAAAGCCAGAAAAUAUUGACUCUUACACCAAAGCUUUUACAAAGCUGAUAUAAAACUGCUUACAUAGUAUACAAAGCUCUAUUUUAAAAUUUAACUUUUAUUUUAAAUAGGAAAGCAUUUCUAGUGCUACAGGCAUCAAGGUAUUUAAAAGGCAUCAAAAUUUGGUGCAUAGCAACUCUGGAUCAUUGAGGCUUGUAUUCUUGAGGGCAGCAAAACUACCCCCAAAGGGUCUUGCGAGGGGAGCUCUUGUAGGAACCCCAUGUGAGGCAGCUACACCAGGGGCAAAAGGAUAGAGGCAGUUCUGGCGAUGUCUCUGGAACUUCACCUGAGAGGCCAACUUCCUGCCCCUCCAAAGGAAGCUAUGAGCUUCCAACCACAGGCCCUGAAACAAAUCUUACUAUCUACACUCUGUGACACAAAACGCACUUUCAAACAAAAUUUGAAAACACCCAGCUCCAAGAGGGACCAGAGUGAUUUGCUGAAGGACAGACAUUUUUAGGGGAGAAAUCCAAAACAUGGUUGGUUUUUUUCUUAAAGACCAUACUUGUCAUCCUGGGUCAAUAGCUCCUACCCUACUGACAAGUGGUGGGCAAUGGGCUGGUCCCCUUGCCCAGGCCUGAACUGGCCUCAGUAGAGUUAGUCUUGGUAUCUAGGGCCUGCACUGGAAUAACAGCAUCAAGCCUUCAAUCAGCCUAGCAUACUGUCUCACAUAUAGGCACUCAAAAAAUCUGCUUCCUGAAUAAAUGAAAGUACAUUUCAUUUGAAAACAUGCAAACUUCAGGGGUUUUGAGAUAGGCCCAGGAAGUAACAAAUCCCACUGAGGGAGUGGUAUGGACAGGCUUUUAAAAAAGCACCUAACUUGGGCAUCUCCUUUGGUAGACAGCAGGCUGGAGCUUCUGUUGGCCCCUGCCUUGGAUGCCAGUCUCACCAGCAGCAGCACCAGGGUGUCUUUGGUGUGGAGGGUCAGGUCAUCGUUUCUGGAUGUGCUCAAAGCCUUUUGGAGAAAAGGCUGGUUUUUAGGUCAUAGAGACAGGAAAGGGUAGGCCAGAAUCAUUUCGGGCUGUAAACAGAGUUGGGGGAUAAACCUCCCAUGCCAGUGUGAAUCUUAAAACCUUCCCAUCUGGAGUCCUGCAUUUUCUCUGCCUGUCCUGAUGCUCAUCUGUCUUUAGCUCCUGACAUAGCCUGGCCUGUAGAGAAGAGUUAGAACUGCAAAGCUGUCUAAACCAACAAGAGACUGUGGCUUCAAAGGUUACAGAACAUCCAAAGACAGAUGCUCCUGUUUGAAAAAGGUUCUGGGACCAGAGGACACAAAAAGGAAGAGCACACCACAGCCUACUAAUGUUUAGGAUAGCAGGAAAUGAAAGUGACCAAGCUAAAACCCCACUUUUGAAUGUCACCUUACAUGUACCAUCUUACUCAAGGUCCUGAGGGAAAAAAGCAAUUUCAACAUGGAGCUAGUAUGGAGAGAUUGCAGGAAGAUUAUCUAGAAAGUUACAAAAAGGCUAUGCUCUGGAAUGUCUUUUUAUAUUCCAACACUUCAAUGAUGGAAUGGUCUCUUCUCAUUUUAUCUAACAACAGUUUGCUUUUAUAAAGAGGUAUGGGCUACAUUUGGCUUUAUUUGCUAUGAAUCUAUGAAAGUCUUCAGGACACAUGCUGAGUUUCUGAGGCAUAGGUGUGGGCUUGGGGUAAUUUUUUUUCUUUUUUUUUUUUUGUUUGCCUCUGGAAGGUUUUAUCAAAAGUUCCUAUUUUUUAAAUAUCAUCAAAACUAAAGGGCCCUUCAAAUAACCACAAAGCAGUAUAAAUCACCAAUCCUAGCUAAGUAACCAGGUCACCUGCAAAAGCAGCACCUCUGAAAUGGACAGCCUGCUGCAUUCACACUCAAA
Messenger RNA from Propithecus coquereli (Coquerel's sifaka), 5277 nucleotides. It is a transcript of the gene ESRP2, whose product is annotated as epithelial splicing regulatory protein 2. The transcript has 16 exons. NCBI's taxonomy places the organism in Eukaryota, Metazoa, Chordata, Mammalia, Primates, Indriidae. The record is from RefSeq and is a predicted model, not a curated record. Gene Ontology annotation, cellular component: ribonucleoprotein complex. The coding region runs from base 180 to 2327 and encodes 715 amino acids. Gene Ontology annotation, molecular function: RNA binding.